UCCUGAAUGAAAUUCGGGCCACAAUUAUAGACCAUGUCAUAAACCAUGGCCUCACAAUGGCAGAGGCAGGUCGUCGAGUGCAGCCUAAUGUGCCUCGCUCUACAGUGUCCUCCAUCAUCCAAACCUUUCUCAGGGAAAACAGGUAUGUACUCUAUUUAAUCUAUGAUGGAAUUAUAUGUUGUAUAGGACAGGGCACUAUGCGUGAGGCAAAAAAUGUAUACCUUACUGUAGAGAUUUUGUGUGCAUCUGCCUACAGUAGUAGGUCUAUACUAGCAGGUGGAGAGGACUAGUGGAAUGUUUUGAUACUAAAUAUGACAAGAAAUAUAUUGAACAAAUUACUGUAAACUAUGGAAUUACAUAAUUUAUACAGUUUAGAGUAGUAUUCCAGUCACUGUGCAAUGUUGCAUUAGGAUUGUGGUGAAGUUACUGUGAGUAAAACAAUAAUACAAUUACACUGAUAACUUACUGUAUUCUGUUCUUUGUGUAGGAUUGGACGACAACCUCGCGUGGGUGGCAGAGGAAAACUUCUCAUUGAACAACAGGAAAGAGAGAUUUGUAACAUGGUGAUGGCAAAUGAUGCCAUCACAUUGAGGCAUAUUCGUGAUGCCAUCCUUCAGGACAAUCAUAUAUUCCAGAACAUAAACACAAUAAGCAUCUCCACAAUAGACUGGGUUUUGAAGAAGCAUCAGAUGACAAUGAAACAAAUCUACAGGGUACCAUUUGAGAGGAACUCUGACAGAGUGAAGGAGCUGCGCUACCAGUAUGUAAAUAGAAUAAUGUCAUUGGAAGGACAUGAGACCCCUUACAUCCUGGUGUUCGUGGAUGAAGCUGGCUUCAACCUGGCCAAGGGCCGAAAACGUGGCCGUAAUAUUAUUGGCCACUGGGCCACAGUGGAUGUCCCAGGUCAGCGAGGGGGCAAUAUAACUAUGUGUGCUGCCAUUUCUGAGAAUGGUGUGGCCACUCACAUCCCCAGUCUUGGCCCAUACAACACACACAAGCUCCUCAUCUUCUUGGAUCGCCUAUAUACCAAUUUUAUCCCUGAAAAUGAGAGAGGUCUCAUAGGGCCUCACCUACCCAUUUAUGUAAUUGUGUGGGACAAUGUCAAUUUCCACCAUAGGGGCUGGUUUGCAACGCAUCCCAUGAUGGUCAUGGGGUUCCUACCACUUUACUCUUCUUUCCUCAAUCCGACAGAGGAGUUUUUCUCUGCUUGGAGGUGGAGAGUGUAUGAGCAUCAUGCUCAGGAUCAGCCGUAUCUGCUCCAUGCUAUGGCCACAGCGUGUGACGACAUUACAGGAGAUCAAUGCAGGGGAUGGUUGCGGCAUGCACGCCGUUUUUUUUCCUCGUUGCAUCGCAAGAGAAAGUAUCCGCUGUGAUGUGGACGAGAAUCUGUGGCCAGACGGACAACAGCGUGUAAAUAAUCAGGAGGGUGAAGACAGUGGACAAGAGCGGGAGAAUGAGUACAGCGACCACUGAAUAAGUCCUUGUUUUUUGAUUUUGUGUUCAUACAAUUUGCUACUGUAAUGUACAUUUUCUUUUUACAUAUGUAUGAAACUUUCUUUGCCUGUGAAUAAAAAAUGGUUAUAAUUUCCUUGGUAGUGAGAGUGCAAUCUGUGAUGUCAAACCUUGGAGGCUACUCUUUUCUGUUGUAUAUUGUUGGUCCUCUGCCAUAGUGACAAAACAUCUAAACAUUUUGUAUGGCAGUACUCACACAAUGCCAAAGGGACGAUGCAUUUUGGGGGCACUGACUAUUCAGAUUAGAAAGAAAUGUAGUUUUGACACAUGAGUGAACUGUUUUAGGAGAGAUAUGAGCUUUUGCAGGUGGACCAUGUUGUUGUGAUCAACCAUCCAGGUUUAUUUUGACAAAAGCACCAAGAAUGAUGAGAAUGUCCGAUCUGUGUCGAGAAAUGAGCCAAAACUAUUGAGAAGGAUCUUUGCCAUUUUGGAGACACUGACUGUUUAAAUGAGAAAGGGAUUUAGAUUGAAGCCUGAGUGAACAGUUUUGGAAGAGAUAUGAGCUUUUGCAGGUGAGCUAUAGUGUUGUGCUAAACUGUAAGAGUGUUUUGCCAAAUGAUCUUAGAGUUUUGAGAAUGUAAUUUCUGUUUCAAGAAAUGAGCCAAACCAAUGGAGAAAAACUGUAAUAGUGCUUGUAGUUUUGCAUUUGUAUGCUUAUGUGCUUUUCAAACAUGGGUUUGAACCAUGUCUCGUAGUUUUCAGAAUGAUCUUGAAAUAAGUGGAAAAGUAGAGAAUGGCAGCAAAUAUUCCUACAAUUGACCUUUGGACUAAACCAAGUUAGGCAUGCUGAGGCCUACUAAGAGCAUGACAAUCUGCCUGCUUUGAGCUGAUUGUUUUCUUACCUGGAGGGUAGAUGUAGGAGCAGUUAUGACAAACAAUUAUAAUUUUUACUGGAUGACCUUACCCGAUGUAAACAUGUUCUCAUCUCUUCCACAAAAUCCUGAAUAAAAUAGCAGAGAACUGUAAUUACAAAUUUCUACAACAGAAGUAUUAUGUAGACUCAAGUAAAAAUCCAAGUGGCUUGUGCGACAUAUAGUAAAUCUGUUUGUUUUUUUUUCAUAUGCCGUGCGCAGUGAUUACAGUCAGCCAAGUAACAAUACCGAUAGGCAAAGUAAAGGCUAAUUACUGGUUGUGAAAUGAAGGUGAAGUAGUGCUUGAUAAGAUCUGCAACAAAAAAGUACCACAGCCAUUUUAUAAACCCAAAUAUCACAAAAUUUUUAACUCCAGCGUUCUUAAUCCAUUUUGGUAAUUAUACCAAUCCCAACCUUCUAUACCGGAGUUUCAAUAAAUAAUAAAGCAAUAAUGCAGCCACUUACAUACUUCCAAGCUCAUAAGCUAUUUAAAGGAACCACCAGCACGUUCUGUGUAGAUUAAAGCUGCAUUAUUUAUGAAUCUGAAGCAAGUCACAUAUGAGGCAGUCAUUUGAGCACCUACUGGUGAAAUUGCUGCUUUUCAAGCUUUUUAACUUCCUAAAAUUUUCCAAUGAAAUGGUAAUAAGCGAUGGAUAUUAUAUUGCCUAUAAAUACACAUACAGUACUGUGCAAACGUUUUAGGCAGGUGAGAAAAAUGCUGUAAACAAAGAAUGCUUUCAAAAAUGGAAGUGUUAAUCACUUAUUUUCAUCAAUCAACAAAAUGCAGUGAAUGAACAAAAGCAAAGUCUUAAUCAAAUCAAUAUUUGGUGUGUCCACCCUUUGCCUUCAAAACAGCAUCAGUUCUUAGGUACACUUGCACACAGUUUUUGAAGGAACUCCACUGGUAGAUUGUUUCAAACAAGAACCAAUCACAGAUCUUCUGUGGAUGUAGGCUUCCUCACAUCCUUCUGUCUCUUCAUGUAAUCCCGGACAGACACGAUGAUGUUGAGAUCAGGGCUCACUUCCAGUACUUCUUGUUCUUCUUUACGCUAAAGAUAGUUGUUAAUGACAUUGGCUGUAUGUUUGGGGUCAUUGUCCUGCUGCAGAAUACAUCUAGGGCCAAUAAACAAUCAUUUAUAUUUCUGAAAGCAUUCUUUGUUUACAGCAUUUUUUCACACCUGCCUAAAAUGUAUAUGAAUAUGUAGAAUAUGCAUGCAGGGAGAAGAUUUUUGGUACUGGAUGUUUUUGGCCAGUCAAAUUAGAGCAAACUUUGGUUACAGGGUUAAUUUAGCUAUAAAGUCAAAAGAUAUGCCCAUUUUAUAACAUAGUGAAUAUUGGUUUAUUUGAAACAGGACCAAUAAACUGACCAGCCUAAAAUGUCUGAUAAAAACAUCCUAAUUCAAAUGUAUUGAUAUAUUCAAGUGCAAGAAAAUAUAUAUGCUGCUUAGUGCAUUAUUGUACAUACAAUGUGUACAUCCUUCUAAUAUGGAACGCCAGGACUGCCAUAAUGAAUUAAUUAAAUACACCAUUAAAUAAUUAAGAAUUCGCUGAAGAGGAAGGAACACAGUAACUGAUUCAUCAUAGCAUUUCCCCAAUUUACCAAAAAGAUCAGGAUAGAAAGAAGAGAGCAGACAUAAAAUUCAAACUUAGGUUUCCAGGCAUUUCAUUAUUGUGCAUGAAGGCAGGCAGAUGUGGAUGCUGUUAACAUUUACAGAGUCCGUCUCAACAUAACUAAUCAGUGUGUAAUUGGGGGAAUCCACGCGGAAAAGCAGCAGAUCACUGACAUCAGAAGACUAAUUAAAUGGUAAAUCUUACAAAGGUCAACAGUGUGUUGGCUAAGGAUGAAGAGAGUAGCCACCAUAUGGCUAAAGAUGCCCUCAAGAAGUGUGUCUUCACUGCUCUUUUAAUCUUUUGAGCUAAUUGUGCCCCCCCUGCACCCCCAGUCUUCUCGUGAUUGUGGCCAGUGCUCAGGCAGACAAAAUGUGAUCAAACUCUAAUCUACUUAACUGCUUGGCACUUUGUUUUUCCAAUUAUGGUUAGGCCUUGUUAUUGUAGUGCUGAAACCCGCUGACAUCAGCAUUUAUUUGGCUUUCUAAGCAAAUUUUCUACUCAGAGUUUAACAGACGUGAAACAGUUUUUACAGCGUAAAAUAAACAGAUACAACCAACAAUUUAUGAAAGAAUCAUUUAUCCAAUGAAUACACAGAAACAGUGUGAGGAUACUGAUCCGAUCACUUUUGCUGAGCGUUGUAAUGAGUUAUUAUUUAGCUAUUCAGCCCACAACAGUUCACUCUCACUGCUCUCAAAGUGUAAGUUUUACUAAAGAAUCUCAUUAAAUUUACUGCUAACCAAGAAAGUGUCAGACUGGCUAAUCAACACAGUGGAGCACCUGAAAGAGUACUUGAAUGAUUGUGAAGAUUGGACUUGUAUUCAUGUUCAGACUUUGAGCAGAGAACACUAUAGAAGAACAGCCCAUUUUAUACUUACCUUUCAUUUAGGGAGAUGUAAAUGAAUCGUAAGGUUGCAAAUUUUGUAAGGUGCACUGUAAAAUCUAAUUAGUUCCCAGAACUCCAAAAAAUUGAGGAAACUCGUUGCCUCAAAAAAAUUGAGUAAAGCUUAGCUAAAAAUGACUAAAUUAGGACAACUUAUUUAUUUUGAGUACACUGUACAAGCUCAUUUGUUCCCAGAACUCGAGAAAAUUGGAUCAAGUUUACUUAAGAUGACCAAGUUAGGGCAACUUACUCAUUUUGAGUACACUGUACAGCCUUGUUAGUUCCCAGAACUCAAAAAAAAUUAAGGAAACUCGUUGCCUCAAAAAAACUAAGUAAAGCUUACUUAAGAUGAAUGUUAGGACAACUUAUACAUUGCAAGUCUGCAGUAUUAAGAAUAACUUGAUAUUUCUGACUGUACUAAUACUAAUUGUUUACUUACUGACAAACAUUUCAAGUUCAACUAAAUGAAAAAACAAUUUGUGGUAACCUGAAUAUGAUUAAAAAUAAUUAACAACACUUUUUGUAAUGAUGUUAAAAUCAGCCCAACUUUUAUUUUCAAACACAACAAAGUAUAACAGCCAACAUACUGGACACUGUUCUGCUGAACAACAAACAAUUAAUAUUGCCAUCACUGUUAUAAUGUUAUAAUCUUAAGUCUCAGAUGUAAUUAUUCUGAAUAAUAAG
Messenger RNA from Haplochromis burtoni (Burton's mouthbrooder), 5538 nucleotides. RefSeq lists its product as uncharacterized. The record is from RefSeq and is a predicted model, not a curated record. The coding region runs from base 561 to 1373 and encodes 270 amino acids. Gene Ontology annotation, molecular function: nucleic acid binding. The transcript is spliced from 2 exons. Lineage: Eukaryota; Metazoa; Chordata; Actinopteri; Cichliformes; Cichlidae.